Messenger RNA from Coniophora puteana RWD-64-598 SS2, 1902 nucleotides. Its product is annotated as kinase-like protein. Gene Ontology annotation, molecular function: ATP binding; protein kinase activity. Bases 1 to 1902 code for a protein of 633 amino acids. Lineage: Eukaryota; Fungi; Basidiomycota; Agaricomycetes; Boletales; Coniophoraceae. The transcript is spliced from 8 exons. The record is from RefSeq and is a predicted model, not a curated record. Gene Ontology annotation, biological process: spliceosomal complex assembly; protein phosphorylation; regulation of mRNA processing.
AUGACCGAAGACGAGGAGGACUGGGAGGACUACGUCAAGGGAGGCUACCACCCAGUCCAAAUCGGCGACACUUUCUCCGACGCACGAUACACAGUCGUCAGAAAACUAGGCUGGGGCCACUUUUCAACAGUAUGGCUGGCAAAGGACGCAAAGAUGAAUCGCCAUGUCGCCCUCAAGAUCGUCAAGUCUGCCCCUAGGUACACAGAAACUGCCCUUGACGAGAUCAAGCUUCUGCAGCGCCUAAUUACCUCAUCCACGCCCCCCGUCGCACCCACUCCCGACAACCCAAAUCCAACACCCUCCCCAUCCCAGACACACUCUGGUCGCUCCCAUGUCAUCUCCUUCCUAGACCACUUCAGACACAAGGGCCCCAACGGCGUCCAUGUAUGCAUGGUCUUCGAGGUCCUCGGCGAAAAUUUGCUCGGUCUCAUCAAGCGUCAUCAGAACAAGGGCGUACCCAUGCCUCUCGUCAAGCAGAUCGCGAAGCAGGUCCUCCUUGGCCUCGAUUACAUGCACCGCUGCUGCGGAGUCAUCCACACCGACCUCAAGCCCGAAAACGUGCUCAUCUGCAUCGACGACGUCGAGUCCAUCAUCCAAGCAGAGCUCACUGCAGCAGCCAACGCAACCUCUCCACCGACCCGACUCGUUGGCGUGCCCCCGUCAAAAGGUCGCGGAGGGAACCAGACACCACGCUCGGAAUCAGUAUUCAUCACGGGUUCGCAGCCUCUCCCGUCUCCGUCGUCCUCAUUCGGAACCAGCCCCAUGCUCGACAAGCUCGCCUUUGGGAUGAGCAAGAUCGAUAGCUCCGACACUGGAUCCAAGCCUGCCUCAUUCGGGUCCACGGGUAUCAGCAAGGAGGGGUCGAGGAUAUCGAUCACUGAGGCAGUGACUGCAGAGCGGAUAUCGAAUGUCUCGCUGGAUCCUGGAUUCAAGAAGACGACGCCUCACCCCGCUCAGCCAUCCGGACCGUCAUUGCUCUCGCAGAUGGCUCCACCGGCUGGCGCUACAUCCGCUCCUCCCGCUAUACCAGCUUCAUCAUCGGCGACGCCGCCGCCUCAGUCGACGACGUCAUCCAGCAUCUUUGAGGGUUACGAGAAGAUCACCGUCAAGAUCGCAGAUCUUGGAAAUGCAACAUGGGUCGAGCACCAUUUCACGGACGACAUCCAGACCCGGCAGUACCGCUGUCCGGAGGUAAUUCUUGGCGCGAAGUGGGGGAGCAGUGCGGAUGUCUGGAGUGUUGCAUGUGUCAUCUUCGAGCUGAUUACUGGCGGCGACUACCUCUUCGACCCCGCAGCGGGCGCGCGGUACAGCAAGGACGACGACCAUAUCGCGCAGAUAAUCGAGCUGAUGGGCGAGUUUCCCAAGGCGAUCGCGUUUGCGGGGAAGUAUAGUUCGGAGUUUUUCAAUCGGAAAGGUGAACUCCGGCACAUUAACAAGCUUCGUUUCUGGCCGCUCGAGUCGGUCUUACAUGACAAGUAUCUCUUCCCCAAGGAGGAGGCCGACGCCAUCGCCUCCUUCCUCAACCCCAUGCUCCGGUUAUACCCCGACCGCCGCGCUAAGGCAUCGGAGCUCGUACACCACUCGUGGCUCGAGGGCACGGUCGUGCAGGGCGAGAUCGACGUCAUCCGGCGCGCGGAGGAGGACGAGGCAGAGCGCGGCAAGGCUGUACAGCAGACCGCGGAGGGGGCGGACGCGACUAAUGCGGUGCUGGACGCGACGGAGCGGGACGCGAUGAAGCCAGUCGACGACCCGGGCUUGUCGAUGGACGAGAGCGAGACGCAGGGCGUGCAGGAUGCUGCGGGGAACAAGCCGCCGAUACUGGGUGCGCCGCCUGUGCCGAGCUCGGCGGGGGCGAAGGAGAAUGCGACGCCGAAGAAGCCGCCGCCGCCGAAGCCGUCGUGA